ACCGACGGAAGCGGAAAUGACGUAUUUUUGUUAUGAAAGAGGGAAAUUUAAAAUCUCGACGGCGUUAAUUUAAAAUAAACACAAACCAGCGGAAUAAAUCCUCCCAAAACAACCCGAAAAUGACUGCAGCCUGACGCUCUGCACCUUUAAAAGGUCACAUCACAUAACAUGAAGAAGAAGGCGAGGAGGAGGUCUCAGGUCGCAGACGCCGGCAGCAACCAGGGGGAGCGCUGUGUUCUCUGCAGGCUCAGUGAUGAUGACCCUUCCAUGUUUGGGGAGAAAGUCACACUCAAAGAGCACAAGCUCUCCGUCCACUACUUCUGUUUGCUGACGUCUUGUGGAGUUUACCAGCGCGGAGAAGAGGAUGAGGGCGUCUUUGGUUUCCUGGUGGACGACAUCAAACAGGAGAUCCGCCGGUCGGCUCGACUGACGUGUUCCUGCUGUAAGAAGAAGGGAGCAUGUGUCGGCUGUAACGUUCGAAGUUGCAGGAAGAUGGCCCACUUCCCCUGCGGGAGGAAACAGAAGUUUAUCUCACAGUUUACUGGACUCUUCCCGUCGUACUGUUCGGAUCACAGUCCCUCUCAGUCUCUGUGUGUGGGUUCAGACCUCAGUCUGCCUCAGUCUUGCUCCAUCUGUUUGGACUCCAUUGAGCCCAUCCUCUGCUACUCCGUCCUCAAAUGUCCAUCCUGCCACGCCAGCUGGUUCCACAGGGACUGUGUGCAGCGUCAGGCCUACAGUGCCGGCCUCUUCUUCUUCAGAUGUACUCUCUGUAACAACAAGGAGAACUUCCAGGAAGAGAUGCUCAGGAUGGGAAUAUACAUCCCAGAGAGAGAUGCCUCAUGGGAGAUGGAGGCAAACGCAUAUUCAGAGCUGCUGCAGGUUUACAAUCGCUGUGACGCUCUCACCUGCCUCUGCAACGAGGGACGCACUCACUCCGCCAAGACUGGUUGGUUUGAGGUGAUUCGCUGCUGGCUGUGUGGAUCUGGCGGGACUCACAGAAAAUGUUCAGGGCUGAAGUUGGACACCAGCGACUGGGCAUGCAGCGACUGCACAAAGGCUACUGACGGGAAAGCUUCCCUGGUUUCAUCUCCUCAGGGGGGUCAGAGGAGGAGUCUGCUGUCCAAACGCCACCUGUCCCCCAUCCACUCCUCCAUCAGCUGUAAGAGACCAUCUGGUUCACCUGAGAAGUUCCUGCAGGCAUUGGCUCCUCAGCUCCGCCCCCUCCGUGUCCAGGUGGAGGUGAGCGGGGAUCAGGCUCUGUCUGCAGGUGUGGAGCUGGUGAGGAGGGCCGAUUUCGACCCCACACACACACUGUCUGUCAGGUUCAAAGACGAUCAGCAGACUGCAUUUCCCAGCAGUCUCCGGGACAGCGACGCAGCCAGGCAGUUCUUCCUGAAGCUGCUGAUUCAACAGAUCCAGGACUCUGUAGUGUUUGAGGGUCCAGAUGGAUACAAGAAUCUGGCACUGGACUCCCAGGCUCUGCGUGAGGACCUGUACUUCGAUGUCGGCUGCCUUCUGGCUCUCUCUCUGGUUCACGGCAGUCCUCCUGUGGGCUUCUUCUCUCACGCUCUCUACCAGUGUCUGUUCAACUACCCGCCCAACCGCCCGCUCACCGUCACACACAUGACCCCCAACACACACUUCACCUCGCUAGUCAGCAGGAUUGCAGAGGCGGAGUCUUUAGAGGAGCUGAAAGAACUCAUGGCGGCGAGUUGGGAGUACCUGGAGCUGGCCGGCUGCAACCGACCAAUAAGCAGCCUGAAGGAAAAAGAGGCUCUGGUGGAUGAUCUGGUCAGCUUCACUAUGAUCACCAGGAUGCAGCUGCCACUGCGGAGGUUUCGGGAGGGCUUGCAGACUUUGGGUGUCUUUGAUCAGGUGCAGCUCUUCCCGUCGGUGUUCUACAGUGUUUUCUGUGAAGCGGCUGAUCGGCUCACGGCUCAGACUGUCGGUCAGCUCUUUACCAUCAACUUCUCCCAGCAGGAGGAGAGACUGAACAAGGAGACGCCCGCCAUCACCUUCUGGAGACACUUCCUGUUGGAGUGUGAAGUUGGGAGGAGCUCUAUCUCGCUGCAGGACCUUCUUUGUUUCGCCACAGGAGCAGAGGAGCUCCCAGCAGCCGGCCUGCUCCCUUCUCCCUCCAUCUCUUUCCUCCAUCCCUCUGGGGCUGAGGAGGAGGAGGGUGGAGCAGGAGAGAGGGAGACAGUCAGACCAGGGAGGGGAGCGUGGAGGGACAGUGGGCUCUUCCCUCAGAGCGAGCCUGCCUCCAAACACCUCCUCCUGCCUGUCACCACCUCCUACCAAGCCUUCAAAAGCUCCAUGGAGCAGGCCGUCAGCCACUAUAUGCACCUCCUCCCCAGUUAGAUGAGGAGAGAGGAGAACUGGUUGGGGUCAGAAAAACAGCAGAAAGUGCUUUCUGCAAUUAACGAUCCAGACUUUAAAAAAAAAAAAAAGUUAUGUAAUGUUAUUGAUUGGCCCUUUGCUAAGACCCGACCUACUCCUCCAUUGUUAGUUUAUCAUAGAUAUAGAAAUAUGUCAUUUCAAAAUUGGAAAAAUUUAGGGAUAUUCAAUAUCAUGCUAACAGGGGCUAAAGCUAACAGGUCCCAAAUGCAGAAGCAGAUGAUCCAUGUAGAAUAUAUAGAAAUAAAGAAACAGCAUUGUUCUGUGGUGUAGAUCUUCUUAGUGUUACAGAACAAUAUUAUAAUUAAAAUGUAAUUUGUUGAAACAUAACCCCGUAUGGAUACUUAUAGAAAACAUACAUGAACAAACAACACAGUAGUUAAGAAUAAUUGGUGAGUUUGGCAAAUGUAACACUAUUUAUUAUAAAUCUGUUUGGAUUUCCAAUCCAAUAAAAACAAAGAUGACCAGCUGAUAUUGGCCCAACUCUGAUCUGAGCUUCUUAGCUGGACACGCUAACGUUAGCCAUGUUUCCUCUUCUGUUUUUGGUUUUGGGAACUCUUUCUAUACCGAGAGUUUCUCUUACUACAGCCCAAUGCACACAGCUCCCAAAGCUUGUCACGCCUAGCUACGUUUGCUAAUUUACGAUUGGACAAUGGCUGUUUGGAGGCGGGGUUUAGCAGACGUUCAAUUUCAUCUGUUGAAUACAUUUUCAGUUUAUCAAUUUUGUCUUUAAAGCUGCUGCGAAAAGUCCAUCUGACGUCUUCAAACGUUCCAAACCCAAAGAGAUUCUGUUUACUUUGAUAUAAAACUGAGAAAAACAGAAAAUCCUCACCCCAGACACCAGAGAAUUGUUGGUGUUUCUGCUUGAUAAAUGACUCUUAAAUAAUGAAUUGAUUAUCAAACUUGUUAGCAAUUACAUUUCAACAAUUUGAAAUCCAUACUAAAUUAGAAAGUUUAUGUAUAAGCCAUUUAUUAUAUGUUUCUAUACCAGGAAGGUUUUUAUUUUAUUUUAGAUGGAGUAGUGUCGGAUGAUGUGACGAUGUAUACCGUGAUAAAUUCUGAAUAUCUAUCAGAGAUUUCUUUAUACCAGUUAUACCAAUGUAGCUAUGUUAUACUUCUGCAUAGUUUUCAUAUAUUUGAUUCAUAUGUUAUGUUCAAACCCCCAAAAAACACCUCACAAAUACAUAGUUUCAUAUUUAAAAAGGAGUCAGUUAUUCCCUAAAACAGCUGCUCACUGUAGUGUUUAUCAAACAAACAGGAGAUGUGUGUCUUUAAUAGUUUUUGGACAACAACAGUGGAGCUCUAUUGAGGAAGACGAAAUAUCAGGCUGUGAUACACACACGUUUGACGAGCAGAAAAAUAUAUCGCCAGAUUCAAACUUUAUGUUGUCAGAUUAGCCAGCUGGUUAUUUUAUCCAGGUUUACAUCACAUCCAUCCAUCAUUGAUAAGAAACACAUCAUGUUUAAAACUGAUUAAAAGAAGAAAUGUUCAAUUCAUAAACCACAUCCACUCCGACCGUCCGUACCUGUACCUUUGGUGAACACGGACGGUUCAGGUAUCGUGUCGCUCACUAAUGAAGCUGAUGAGUAAAAUAUUUUCAUAACCCAUAACUGCAGGUAGCAUUACAUUUAAAGUCUUUAAAUUAGCCUUUUUAAAACUUUUUUUCUUGUCUCUUUCCUUAAACAACAGGAUUUAUGAAAAAAGUAAAAAAAAAAAAAACAAUGGUGCUGAUUUUAUAACUUUGCCUUCAAGUGUCAGAUUCUUGUACAUAGUUUAUUUCUUUAAGCUUUUAAUGAUGCUGAGAGUUUCUUGUUUGUUGUGUUCUUUUUUUCUUUUCUUUUUUUGGUUUUCUGGCUUCAGUAAAGAGCCUCGUCCAAAGUUAAGGCGACACUUACAAACUUUUGUGUUUGGUCAAGUCAUGUUUUAUCAAAAGUUAAUUUGCUUCAUAAAUUUACAGGAACCCCAUAAUGUGUCCCCUCAAGCUAUGUAAAUUUCUCAAUUAAGUUGCAAAUUCAGGGGUUCUUCUUAAGGUUCUGGUUGAUGGAUUGAUAGUGAUUGUGUCCAUUAAACCCUUAUAAUCCUAUUAUGAAGUUAUGUAAUUACAUCAUUAUUAAAAUCAAAUCUGACCAAACAUUCAGCCGUGAUUUCACACUCUCUUUUCACUAACACUUUUAGUCACAGGUGCAGACACUAUGCAUGGUCAGUUUUAUGAUUAAUUAUUUUGGGUUUAUAAUUUUACAGUAUCUUUUUUUUUCUGUUCAGUUACUGUUUCAGAUUUAUGAGUAUGUGAAUUUCUGUUGUUUUACACACAUACAUUUUUUCUUUUUUUUUUCUUGUCUGUUUCCUUUAACUUUCUUGUUAUUUAUCCGUUUUGUGUUUCCUUCCUGUUUGCUGCAUGUUUGUGCUCCUUUUUUACAUCUUUUAUCUUUGUUCUUUGUGAAUUAUAAAGACAGAAACAAA
Molecule: messenger RNA, 4857 nt
Organism: Micropterus salmoides (largemouth bass)
Lineage: Eukaryota; Metazoa; Chordata; Actinopteri; Centrarchiformes; Centrarchidae
Gene: g2e3
Product: G2/M-phase specific E3 ubiquitin protein ligase
Exons: 17
Coding region: 169-2361 (730 amino acids)
Cellular component (GO): nucleus
Molecular function (GO): ubiquitin-protein transferase activity
Source: RefSeq, a predicted model, not a curated record